CCGCCGCCCGAGCUGGUGUUUCGCCCGCGACCCAGCGCCCAGGUGUGCCGCCCCGAGAGGACCGCGCGAAGGUCACCCCGCGCCCGCCAGCCCGUCCGCCGCCCGCACCUCCGCCGAGCCCCGCGCGCCUCGCCGGCCCCGCCGCGUCUCCGCCCGCCCGUCCGACCGCCCGAGCCCCGCGCGCCCCACCGCAGCCCCGGCCACCCGAGCGCCAUGAACCAGAUCGAGCCCGGCGUGCAGUACAACUACGUCUACGAAGAUGACGAGUACAUGAUCCAGGAGGAGGAGUGGGACCGCGACCUGCUCCUCGACCCGGCCUGGGAGAAGCAGCAGAGGAAGACCUUCACUGCCUGGUGUAACUCCCACCUCAGGAAAGCUGGCACUCAGAUCGAGAACAUCGAGGAAGACUUCCGGAAUGGCCUUAAGCUCAUGCUGCUUUUGGAAGUCAUCUCAGGGGAAAGGCUGCCCAAACCUGACCGAGGAAAAAUGCGAUUCCACAAAAUCGCUAACGUCAACAAAGCCUUGGAUUACAUAGCCAGCAAAGGCGUGAAGCUGGUGUCCAUCGGGGCGGAAGAAAUUGUUGAUGGCAACGUGAAGAUGACGCUGGGUAUGAUCUGGACCAUCAUCCUGCGCUUUGCUAUUCAGGAUAUUUCCGUUGAAGAAACCUCUGCCAAAGAAGGUCUGCUGCUUUGGUGUCAAAGGAAGACCGCUCCUUAUAGAAAUGUGAACAUUCAGAACUUCCACACCAGCUGGAAAGACGGCCUUGGACUCUGUGCACUCAUCCACAGACACCGGCCCGACCUCAUUGACUACUCAAAGCUGAACAAGGAUGACCCAAUAGGAAAUAUCAACUUGGCCAUGGAAAUUGCAGAGAAACACCUGGAUAUUCCCAAAAUGUUGGAUGCUGAAGACAUUGUGAACACUCCCAAACCCGAUGAAAGAGCUAUCAUGACAUACGUUUCCUGCUUCUACCAUGCUUUCGCGGGCGCGGAGCAGGCCGAGACAGCGGCUAACAGGAUAUGUAAGGUUCUUGCCGUGAAUCAAGAGAAUGAGAGGCUGAUGGAAGAAUAUGAGAGGCUAGCGAGUGAGCUUUUGGAAUGGAUUCAGCGCACGAUCCCCUGGCUAGAGAACCGGACCCCUGAGAAGACCAUGCAGGCCAUGCAGAAGAAACUGGAGGACUUUCGGGAUUACCGCCGGAAGCACAAGCCUCCCAAGGUGCAGGAGAAGUGCCAGCUGGAGAUCAACUUCAACACCCUGCAGACCAAGCUGAGGAUCAGCAACCGGCCGGCCUUCAUGCCCUCUGAGGGCAAGAUGGUGUCGGACAUCGCGGGCGCCUGGCAGCGGCUGGAGCAGGCGGAGAAGGGCUACGAGGAAUGGCUGCUGAAUGAGAUCCGGAGGCUGGAGCGCGUGGAGCACCUGGCAGAGAAGUUCCGGCAGAAGGCGUCCACGCACGAAACCUGGGCUUACGGCAAAGAGCAGAUCUUGCUGCAGAAGGAUUACGAGUCGGCGUCUCUGACCGAAGUCCGGGCUCUGCUGCGGAAGCACGAGGCAUUCGAGAGCGACCUGGCGGCGCACCAGGACCGCGUGGAGCAGAUCGCGGCCAUCGCGCAGGAGCUCAAUGAACUGGACUAUCACGAUGCUGUGAACAUCAAUGAUCGGUGCCAGAAAAUCUGUGACCAGUGGGACAGGCUGGGAACACUCACUCAGAAGAGGAGAGAGGCCCUGGAGAGAACUGAGAAAUUGCUGGAAACCAUCGAUCAGCUUCACCUGGAGUUUGCCAAGAGAGCUGCUCCUUUCAACAACUGGAUGGAAGGCGCCAUGGAGGAUCUGCAAGAUAUGUUCAUUGUCCACAGCAUUGAGGAAAUCCAGAGCUUGAUCACCGCCCACGAGCAGUUCAGGGCCACGCUGCCCGAGGCAGACGGCGAGCGGCAGUCCAUCCUGGCCAUCCAGAACGAGGUGGAGAAGGUGAUCCAGAGCUACAGCAUCAGGAUCAGCUCGAGCAACCCCUAUAGCACCGUCACCGUGGACGAGAUCCGGUCCAAGUGGGACAAGGUGAAGCAGCUCGUGCCCGUCCGGGACCAGUCGCUGCAGGAGGAGCUGGCCCGCCAGCAUGCCAACGAGCGUCUGCGGCGCCAGUUCGCCGCACAGGCCAAUGCCAUUGGGCCCUGGAUCCAGAGCAAGAUGGAGGAGAUUGCCCGGAGCUCCAUCCAGAUCACGGGAGCCCUGGAGGACCAGAUGAAUCAGCUGAAGCAGUACGAGCACAACAUCAUUAACUACAAGAACAACAUCGACAAGCUGGAAGGCGACCAUCAGCUCAUCCAGGAGGCCCUGGUCUUUGACAACAAGCACACUAAUUACACCAUGGAGCACAUUCGUGUGGGCUGGGAGCUGCUGCUGACGACCAUUGCCAGAACCAUCAACGAAGUGGAGACCCAGAUCCUGAUGAGAGAUGCGAAGGGCAUCACCCAGGAGCAGAUGAAUGAGUUCAGAGCCUCCUUCAACCACUUCGACAGGAGGAAGAAUGGCCUGAUGGAUCAUGAGGAUUUCAGAGCCUGCCUGAUCUCCAUGGGUUAUGACUUGGGUGAAGCUGAGUUUGCCCGCAUCAUGACCCUGGUGGAUCCCAACGGGCAGGGCACCGUCACCUUCCAAUCCUUCAUUGACUUCAUGACCAGAGAGACGGCCGACACCGACACCGCCGAGCAGGUCAUCGCCUCCUUCCGAAUCCUGGCUUCCGACAAGCCGUACAUCCUGGCGGAGGAGCUGCGCAGAGAACUGCCCCCUGACCAGGCCCAGUACUGCAUCAAGAGGAUGCCUGCCUACUCGGGCCCAGGCAGCGUGCCCGGCGCCCUGGAUUACGCCGCCUUCUCCUCCGCACUCUACGGGGAGAGCGAUCUGUGAGGCCGGGGUUCUGUAAUCGCUGGUCCCAGCAGAAUGCAAUAAAAGCUCAAGUUAUAGUUUGUUUCUUGGAAA
Messenger RNA from Balaenoptera ricei (Rice's whale), 2970 nucleotides. RefSeq names its product actinin alpha 2 (gene ACTN2). Gene Ontology annotation, cellular component: cell projection; plasma membrane; cell junction. Bases 214 to 2898 code for a protein of 894 amino acids. The transcript is spliced from 21 exons. Gene Ontology annotation, biological process: muscle cell development; actin cytoskeleton organization. The record is from RefSeq and is a predicted model, not a curated record. NCBI's taxonomy places the organism in Eukaryota, Metazoa, Chordata, Mammalia, Artiodactyla, Balaenopteridae. Gene Ontology annotation, molecular function: calcium ion binding; actin filament binding.